This is a messenger RNA of Micropterus salmoides (largemouth bass), 10400 nucleotides long. RefSeq names its product DCC netrin 1 receptor (gene dcc). The record is from RefSeq and is a predicted model, not a curated record. Gene Ontology annotation, biological process: cell-cell adhesion. Gene Ontology annotation, molecular function: protein binding. NCBI's taxonomy places the organism in Eukaryota, Metazoa, Chordata, Actinopteri, Centrarchiformes, Centrarchidae. Bases 1141 to 5652 code for a protein of 1503 amino acids. The transcript is spliced from 30 exons. Gene Ontology annotation, cellular component: membrane.
UGUUAGCAACUUUAGCUGGUGCAGUUAUGGAGGGUGGAGAUUUGGAGUUUUUAGUUAUAAUAAAUAGUUUUACUAAACUGCCACUACAGCAGCAAUUUAAGAUUAAAUCUGACGGAAGACCAAUGCCAAAACUGGAGCUGGCCUGGAGAAGGAAAAAGGGGUUUCGGACGUUCAAUGAGGAAAACUAUAUCCAUACAGAGUGGCUAGCUGGUAGCUCCAAACUUCACUUGACUCUGUUGUUGCGAAGAACGUAAAAGCCAGUGGGAAAUUCUAUAACUUGGCUAUUGACCACUUCGCCACCAUAAAAGACAGGAGAAUGGCCUUCCUUUUCAAAUAGGGGAGCAUACUGAUUAAUUGAUGAACGUUGUCUCCAACCUGUAUCUGAAGAGUCCCCGGUGUGACCAGAGAGGGCAGGAGAGUUCAGCUAAUCUCUCCCCGCUGCUCUGACUCCUUUGCUGGGCUCCAGCUUCUUCUCCACCCCGCUCCCCUGCACUCCAGCUCCGGGCUUUACCUCCAGCCUCUUUAGAUCAAUUGCUCCAUAGUUUGCCUAUGCCCCUCUACCUACACACACUCUCUCUCUCUCUCUCUCUCUCUCCAGCUGUAUAGCCCUACAGAGAAAAGAGAGCGAGAGUGAGUUCGACUCUCUCCCUCCACACUCCUCCUCCUCUUCCGACCCUCUCCAUCCGUCCUCCCCGGCAGACGGAUCAGACCUCCGGCAAGGCAGCGUGGAUUUUAAUCCUCCUUGCAUCUGUGUGAAUGGGAAUCAGCUGCACCGGGCAGGAGUGAUGGAGACUCUGCCUUCAUAGUUACUGGAACUUGUUUCUUAUCUUAAAAAGAAGGGAACUAACUGCGCUUGUGUCUGUUUUGGAUUUUUGUUUUCUUUUUGGGAUCCAAGCCCGAUCGGGGAGGGUUAUUUUGGGGAGAGGAGAGGUUGUUUUACCCCUCUCUCUCCUCCUCCUCCUCCUCUUCAUCCCCCUUGACUCACCAUCCUGAGUUGUUUUUUUUUUCUUAUUUUGAUUUUUAAUUGACAGUUGGAUUCUGUGGAGGAUUUAAAAAAAAAAAAAAAAUCAAUCAUCAGCAGGAUUUGCGGGCGCUUGUUCCUGUGGUUCCUCUGGCUCAUCGGGACACGAGCAGGGCAGCAUGGAGCUGGUUCUGGUUGGAUGUAUUGGUGACGUUUGGGAGGUGCUGGUGCUGAGGAGGAGGAGGACAGGAGGGCUCUACCUGCUGCUGCUCUGCUGGCUGCUGGCUGCGCACACCACAGCGCACGCCUCAGAUGCCUCCUCAUCUUCCUCCUCAUAUAGUCUCGGAGGCUUCGUGGACUUCACUUUCACCCAGGAGCCUCAGGACACGGUGACGGUGCGAGGGGGCGUGCUGCAGCUCGACUGCCAGGCAGAGUCUGAUGCGGUGGCGGGGCCUCCCACCAUCACUUGGCGUAAGGACGGCGUGCUGCUCAGUGCAGUGGUGGACGAGCGGCGGCGGCAGCUGGCUAACGGCUCUCUGCUGGUGCAGAAUGUUGUGCACUCACGGCAUCACCGGCCUGACGAGGGCGAAUACCAGUGCCUCGCCACGCUGGACGGACUGGGCAGCAUCGUUAGCCAGAGCGCCAGGGUCACUGUGGCUGGUCCUCUGAAGGUGGUUGUCCCCACCGAGUCUGUCUCCUCGUACCUCGGCGACACCGCCCUGCUGCGUUGUGAGGUCUCGGGUGACCCGACGCCCGUCAUUCGCUGGCAGAAGAACCGAGAAGACCUACCACUGACCUUUGACCUCGACUCCCGUUUAGCGGUGCUGCCUUCCGGCUCUCUGCAGGUCAGCCGCGUCCAGCCGCCAGACUCGGCCACGUACCGCUGUCUGGCCGACAACCCCAGCAGCACCAGGACUGGGACGGAUGCCGAGCUACGAGUGCUCCCAGAGCCUGGGGUGAGCAGGAACCUCCAGUUCCUCCAGCGUCCAUCCAGAGUAACGGCUCUGCUGGGAACCGAUGCCGUGCUGGAAUGUUCUGCCUCCGGAUACCCAACUCCGAGCAUCCAAUGGAGGAGAGGAGAGGAACUGAUCCAGAGCUGGAAUAAGAAGUACUCUCUGUUGGCGGGCAGUAAUCUGAUCAUCAGGAGUGUCACUGAUGACGACUCUGGCAGUUACAGCUGUACAGCCACCAACAAGAACCACAACAUCACUGCACACGCAGGGCUGAGUGUACUGGUGCCUCCUCAGUUCCUGAACUACCCGACCAACACAUAUGCCUACGAGUCCACCGACAUCGAGCUGGAGUGUGCUGUGACAGGAAGCCCACUGCCGACUGUCCGCUGGAUGAAAAACGGAGAGGAAGUCAUCCCCAGUGAUUACUUCCAGAUAGUGGACGGCAGUAACCUGCAGAUUUUGGGAUUGGUGAAAUCAGAUGAAGGAUUUUAUCAGUGUGUAGCUGAAAAUUCAGCCGGCAGCUCGCAGGCGAUGGCUCAGCUGCUGCUUCGAGAACCAGUGUCCCCCAGCCCAGGCGUUGCCCUCCCCUCUGCCCCCCGCGACCUGGUCCCUGUCCUAGUGUCCAGCCGAUUUGUCCGACUCAGCUGGCGUCCCCCAGAGGAGACCAGAGGAGCUGUGCAGACCUAUGGCAUUUAUUACUCCCAGGAUGGAGUCGAGAGGGAGCGAUCAGUGAACGUGUCGGAGCCAGAGUCUUUGGAGCUGACAGUCUCCAACCUGAAACCAGAGGAGAGCUACAGCUUCAGGGUCAUUGCUUACAAUGACGUGGGGCCAGGAGAGAGCUCCGCCCCCCUGAGGAUCACCACCAAACCUGACAUCCAGGUUCCCAGCAGAGUGGAGUCUCUCCAGGCUGAGGCUCUGUCUCCCACCUCAGUCCAGGUGAGCUGGGAGCCUCCCAGCCAACCAAACGGCCCGGUGCUGGGCUACAGACUGCUGUGGACCGAGAGCCCGUCUGGCAAGGAACAGAGUGUGGAGGUGAACGGACUCAACUACAAGAUGGACGGCCUCAAUAAAUUCACAGAGUACACAGUUCGAGUUUUGGCGAUUAACCGCUACGGACCAGGCGCCGCCUCAGAGACAGUCAGCGUCACCACCCAAUCAGACGUACCCAGCGCUCCUCCUCAGAACAUCACCUUAGAGGUUGUCCUGUCCAGGAGCAUCAAGGUGUCAUGGCAGCCGCCUCAGCGCAGCGCCCAGAACGGCGUCAUCACUGCCUACAAGAUCAAAUACAGGAAAACCGGUCGCCGUGGAGACCAAGAGGCCAUCGAACCCAACAAUUUCUGGUACCUGUUCACAGGUCUAGAGAAGGGCAGCCAGUACAGUUUCCAGGUAGCAGCCAUGACAGCCAAUGGAACAGGUCCGGCCAGUGACUGGUACACCACUGAGACGCCGGAGAACGACCUGGAUGAGAGUCAGGUUCCCGACCAACCCAGCUCCCUGCACGUCAGGCCGCUUCCCAACAGCAUCAUCAUGUCCUGGACUCCUCCCCUCAGCCCAAACAUCUUAGUUCGAGGUUAUAUCAUUGGCUACGGAGUGGGAAGUCCCUACGCCGAGACGGUCCGAGUGGACAGCAAGCAGAGAUACUACUCCAUCGAAAACCUAGAGCCGAGCUCGCAUUAUGUGAUUUCCCUGAAGGCAUUCAAUAAUGCCGGAGAGGGAGUUCCUCUGUAUGAGAGCGCCGUCACUCGAUCGCUGACAGACCCCAUUGACCCAUCUGAGGAUGACCUCUUCCAUCUCUUUGAUAAAUACCCCACUCCCAUGCCAGACACCAGCACUCCCAUGAUCCCUCCAGUGGGGGUCCAAGCCGUGGCUCUGUCUUCAGACUCGGUCCGAGUCUCCUGGGCUGACAACUCCAUGACCAAGAACCAGAAGGCGUCUGAGGUCCGGUACUACUCCAUCAAGUGGAAGACCAGCUACUCCACUAGUGGAAAGUACAAGUCUGCAGACACCACAGCGCUCAGCCACACUGUCACCAGCCUCAAACCAAACACUAUGUACGAGUUUGCUGUCAUGGUAACCAAAGGCCGCAAGUCCAGCACCUGGAGUAUGACAGCACACGCCACAACGUACGAAGCAGCUCCCAGCUCCGCCCCUAAAGAUUUGACAGUGAUCAGUCGCGAGGGACGACCCCGCGCCAUUUUAAUAAGCUGGCAACCACCGAUGGAGGCUAACGGGCGAAUCACAGGUUACAUCCUAUACUACACUCUGGAUAAGAACAUGCCGAUAGAUGAUUGGGUGAUGGAGGCGAUCAGCGGGGAUCGGCUAACCCAUCAGGUUGUGGAUUUGAACCUCGACACCGUUUAUUACUUCAGGAUUCAGGCCAAGAAUGCCAAAGGAGUUGGCCCACUAUCUGAGCCCAUCCACUUCAGAACCGCCAAAGUGGAACAUCCAGACAAGAUGGCCAAUGAUCAAGGCCGAGGGGGAGACCACGCCUACUGGCCAUCUGAUACCAACCUGAUUGACAGGAGCAGCAUCAACGAGUCUCCCAUUGGUCAGAUGCGUCCACCUCAUGGCAGCGCCACGCCUCAAAAGAACAGUAACCUCCUGGUCAUCAUCGUAGUUUCCGUGGGAGCUGUCACCGUAGUUGUUGUUGUCAUCGUGGCGCUCAUCUGCACCCGACGCUCCUCCGCCCAGCAGAGGAAGAAGAGAGCGAGCCAUAGUGCCAGCAAGAGGAAGGGCAGCCAGAAGGACCUGCGACCUCCUGACCUCUGGAUCCAUCACGAGGAGAUGGAGAUGAAGAACAUGGAGAAAGCCCCCAGCGUCGCCCCGUCCGGACAUGAUUCGCCCAUCCAGUCCUGCCAGGACCUCCCACAGAUCGCACACAGCCAAUCAGAGAGCCAGAUGGGCAGCAAGAGCAGCCACUCAGGAGCUGAUGGUGAUGAUGUAUCCAGCAGCAUCUCCACUCUGGAGCGCUCCCUGGCUGCCAGGAGGGGGACGCGAGGCAAAAUGAUGAUUCCUAUGGACUCACAGCCGAGCAACACACCGGUGGUCAGUGCCAUCCCGGUGCCAGCUCUGGACUCCUCUCAGUAUCCUGGUAUCCUGCCUUCCCCUUCCUGCGGCUUCACUCACAACAAGUUCAGCCUGAGACCGAUGCCUUUCCCCAGCCUGACCGUGGACAGAGGAUACACACCAGCGAUGCCUUCAGACUCCUCCACCAAUCCCCUCCUCCAGCAGCAGCCUGCUGCCCAGCAGCCCCCUCCCCUCCUCCCCGGCUCCUCCGCCCCGCCCGGGGAGCAUGUUCCCGGGGUUGGCCCAGUCCCAGGGGCCCCUGUUCCUGUUGCCGCAGCUGCAGCUGAGGAAGCCCAGGCUGCGAGCGGUCGGACCAUCCCAACAGCCUGCGUGCGGCCCACCCAUCCUCUACGAAGCUUCACCAACCCGCUGCUGCCGCCGCCCAUGGGGACCAUCGACCCCAAGGUGUACACCUCCAUGAUGCCCCAGUCCAGUGCAAGCCUUCCGAAACCCCAGGUGAAGACUGCCUCUCUGGGUCAGGCCGGUAAGGCUCGCUCCCCUCUGCUGCCAGUCUCAGUCCCUACAGCGCCAGACUUACCGGAGGAGGGAGGAACAAAACCUGCCGAGGAUUCAGCUGCUAACGUUUACGAGCAGGACGACCUUUCUGAGCAGAUGGCCAGUCUAGAAGGGCUGAUGAAGCAGCUCAACGCCAUUACUGGCUCCGCCUUCUAACCUCUGACCCCAACCCAGCCCAGCCCUCAGCCAUGGUCCAGUCUGGAAACCUUCUUUAAGCCUUGAUAUCACCUGCUGUCCAUUCACUAAGGGCGGCAACAGGUCAAUCUGGGUUUGAAGAUGCCUCUGUGCAGACAUCCACCUGUGCUGGGUUGAGUUUGUUUGGUUUCUACUGGUCUCGGUCAGUGUCUACUGUUUGGGACCAGGACUGGAUCGAAGGAAAUUAAACAAAGGAUAAACACUACAGCAGCACAGCAUCAGCUCCAAGAACAGGACAAGGGUGGAGGGGCUUCAAACUGAAACCCCUGCAGACUCUCCAACCUCAAACACAAAACUAGAAAAACACAAUGCCUAGCGCCUUGACUUAAUGAUACAGGAUGAUGGGAUUAUCACAAAAAAGAAGACAAAGUUAUAAGAUCCCUCCUGUUUCUCUUCUUUGUGGUAUUUAUUAGCGUCCUCCUCCGCUGAGUUAUCCGCAACUCAGUUACUGUGACUGUACCUCACUUAUUUUUCAUGAUCGCUGUUGGAAGUAUCGCGUUUAUAUUUUGGUUUUUGUUUGGGUAUUCCAACUUUGUCAGUCACAGGAUGUGUAUAUGAUUUGAAAAUACAUCCAGUACCUAGAGUAAGAAAUAGAUAACACAUCCUCAGCCACCAAAGUAUUGUUUUUUUUUUUGACACAUGGAUCCUGGAUAUCUCUCUUUCUUCUCUUCUUUCUCCCUCUGGAACAAAACCGUCUGGUUUCACUGAACCGACCAUCAGACGUGACCCAUGCAGCCCUUCCACCUCUGGACCCUGAGGUUCAUUAAAAAAUAAAGGGAUUACAAAGUAGAUUUUGGCUGAAUAGAAACAUGUGUGAGAACCUACUAUACCAGUCUGAAUCAUCUGGAUCUGGAUCUGGCUGACUCUACUCUUACAGGACUGUAUAGAAACCUCUAUAGACUCCCACAGUCUGUUGCUGCUCUUUACCAAGCCUUUACUCUCUCUGACCCAGACAAACUCCAAUCUUUAGCUACAAGGACUCAUGUUGUUGCCAAAUUCUCAUCUUGGAAAGCUUAUUGUAACCUUUUUUUGUUUUUGCUCCUUGUUCAAGUCUGUCUCAGUCCCAAACAAGGACUGGAAGUCAUUGGAAAGCAGUAAGAUGACGGAACAAAUCUGACAAGAAAUCUGGUUUUAGAGUGGUAGGACCUAUCCCAUCCUGGACAAAUGAAGGUUGGCUUUGAAUGGUACAUGAUCAUUGGUGUUUUUUAGUAACGUGUUAAAAUUCGAUCUUAACACCUUGUUCACAGUGCGUCAGGUUGUACUGUGUAGAUGUCACCUUCAGUGCAUCGCGUUUUCCCCUGCUGGUUGGCACCUAUUCAUGUGUUCACAAAAGAGGCACAAAAAGGCACAGUCACCAAAGCAAGGUUACAGUAAAUUAAUUAGAAACACUGGCAAAACACAAUUUAGCAUCUUGGGAAAGAGGUAACAAUGCCAUAAUCACAAGACAGCGGUUUAUUAAAUUAUUACUUAAUAAAUGAUUAAACUCUUAUCUCUGGACCAAGGUUAUCUUCAAGGACUCUAUCUUGUUUAUUUCAAGAUAACAAACUGUUUAAGUUUGUUAUCUUGAAAUAACAAGAUCAUGAAAUCGGGAGCUCAAUAAUAAUCCGUCUAACACACAUUGUAUGUAACUAGCAACAAAGGCUUUAAUCUAUUUACAUAAAAUAGAACAACAACAAAAUAUCAAAAAGUCAGAAUGAAUGGAAAUUUGGUGUUACUGUGGUGGAAGAGUAGAUUGUGAAGUAGGUGUUACGGCAACAAGAUCGAGGAUCAAGUUAAUAUUUUUUAUUGAGAUUAGAGAUGGUAGUGGGCCAGCCGAUGAUGUUGAUGAGAAUGAGAAUAAUCACUUCCAUUGUUUUGUUGCACUUUGUGCAGUCUCAGUAUGUGUUUGACUGAAGGUGAGUGUGUUGCUUUUAAAAAAUCCAUAUACUGUUUGGGACACACAUGUACCUCUGUCGACCUUGAUUGCCCACAUGGGAAAAUUGCAAAACCGCCAGCUUCACUUUAAGUUUGCUUCAGGGUGUUUUUAUACAAAAAUAAUACAAAGAAGUAACAGAAACAGAAAUAUGCAUAUUCCACAAAGUAUAUUUUUACAUUCGCUGUCCUGUCAGAACUGUUUAAUCAGGUUUCUUUUUACACAUUUCCAGAGAGCUACUUUAAAGGUCAUGAGCCCCCUUGAAAAUUGAUAAUCUACCGCCUUUGAAUGCGUCACAAAUUGUAAUAAAAAUUCAUUUAUCAACUGGUAUUUACUUACUUUAAAAAUGUGGAAUGAGGAAACAAUUUGCAGUGAGGGAGCAAAACCUGCAGUGUUGUGGUUUCAGGAUGACCUCUGUAACAUGAGGUCAGUCAGGACCACAGUGCAGAGACCAGUUCUACUACAUUUGUAUUGACGGCAGGGGGGGAAAAAUCUGAUUUGGAGAAUUAGUGUGAGAAUUAAUGGGUUGUUAAGGAUGAUGGGGUUCUUUUUGUUAGUCUUUGUGGAGGCAUUUGCUGAGAGAAAAUAAAUUUGUGAAACCCCAGUAAAGCAGAGUGAGCAAGGUAUGCACUGUAAAAAAAGAAAAAAAAGAAAAAAAAAAGAAGUCCUAAGAAGUUAAUCUGUUCCUGAGUAAUAAAAUUGUAAUUUUUAGACAAUUUAAGUGUUCUGCCAGUUGGGUGAGGAACUCUUUUUUUCUUCUACUGCAGCAAUCCAUUUUUCAAAACACCAACCCUCAUUUUUACAAAUUUCCUCAAUCAAGAGAGAUGGGAAUAAGUUGAAUUACCUCCCCCGUUUAAAGCAAAAAAUCAGAUUUGGAGUCAGAAUACGCCAGUGUGCAGAAUGGCAGGAACUUAAAAUGAUAAAUGAUUCAUUAAUCAGCUGAGGGGGAAAAACAGGUCAUCAGUAUGCUCCAUAUUUGACUGUGUCACCCCAGUCACCAUAUUGUAAUUUUCAGACCUUUAUCUUUCUGCGAUGAAAGGAAAAAGCCUGAGGGAGACAGAGAGCGGAGGCAGAGGAGGUGAAUUGAUAUUCAGAGGUGGUUUGUAUGUGCGAGCUAGGGCACGGAGGAAUGAGGCCGGGAAUUCAUUAUAACGCCGUUUCAAAUAUUAUGAUUCAAGCUCACGCUCACUGGGCCGUUACAGAUGUGAGGAAAAGUCCUGGGGACGGAGGGGAUGGAAAGGUAACGUCUCUGUAGAAUGAGUUGGGGGAUGAAAGGUGAAGGAACGCAUGCAAGCAGGCGGCGUGGGGAUCAAACUCAUCACUGUGUUCGGGCAGAUACACCCAGUCUGAGCCGAGUGCUUUCAUUCUUGUCCAAGUAGCACUUCUUCUCCUCCUUCAGCAAGCACAGCAGAGCUGCAGACAGACAGGAUCCAACGCCGUAGGGCAAGUCUGAAAUUUGAUUUAUAGAAAGAAAAUCUGAUUUGAGCAGUAAAUACUAAAUUAAAUAGCCUGUUGACACAAGAUUUCAUCUUUUCAGUUUCAAAAGGGAAGAAAGAUGAAAGCAGAGGAAAUUGUCAGGGUAAAUGGUCAUACUGGUGGUUUUACACAUUUUAGCUUAUUGAUUAUAAACUAUAUUUUUAAAAGACUUCUACUGAUCAGUUUCUAAAUCAUCCAUCAGUUCUUAGACUGAUUCCUUCCCUCAGUUAUAGACAUCAAACUUCCAGACCUUUGAAUCCGCGCCCACAUUUCAGAUUCAAAUAGGUUUCGUUCUGUGCUCAGUGGAGCAAAUCAUAACCUUACAGAUGGGAUCAAGAAUAGUGACCUCAUCAGAGCCAGAAAAAUAGCAACGUAAAAAACGUCACUAUACAGGUUAUUGUAAGUGGACUUACAGAAGACAACAACUCUUAAAUCGACAAUUCUUCCCGGCACAAAAAGAUAACUGCUCCAAGGAACCGUUACAGGGAUGGGACACUGCUGACUGGUUAGGCCAAACAACAUAGAAAAUGGCCAACUAUUUUAAACUAAAUACUGAAAUGGAAUUGAAAUGACAAUUGUGGCUCAAUGUCAGGCUAGUUGACACUCCCUGCAGAUAUAUAAUCCUACACUGUCAACAUUUAGGGAACUUCAUUUUAAUCAACGUUAUGGGAUCAUGUUCUGCAACUGACAGCAGGAAAGCUUUCCCUGUUGGUGACUCAGAGAUUCGCCUGCUUCUGUGCAGGAAAUGGCCAAACAUCCUUAUCAUCAUGGCAUCCAUGUUUGCUUCUUUUAAGCUUUAAGAGCAAAGAGGAAAGUGUAACCCUAGACAUGGUCUGAAGCAAAUGGCUAAAAAAGGAAAUGACUGUGAAACCUGAUGGAGGAUUUAGAAAAGAUCAGCAGUAGGGAAAGUUCUAGUCUUAUAUUUAGUGAGUUAAAACAUAGAAUGGCACCAGUUUGGUUCAGUGUACAACGGACAUUUGACGACCUCUAUAUUGACAAAUCAGUCAGUCUGUGUAAUUAUUAUUAUUAGCAUGUCUGUGUCAACACAUUUUAAAGCAAUUCUUUAAGGUGAUUAAAUCAGUUAUUGGGUGCCAUUUCCCUGCAGCUGUCAAAACUUACUUUGAACGAUUGUGGUCAUCUUAAUUCCACAUAAUUUGAGGAUGUCUGAUUAAAAUACAAAAGUUAUUUCUGUUCUGGGUUGUCAUAAACACCUACCACUCUAACAGUCUCUGGACACCACACUGUGUUAAACAUUUUAUUUACUAUGAUUCAUCUGCCCUUGUUGUUGUUGCCGUCGACAUAAAAAAGAUAUCCUACGUGC